GAGCUGAGUGUGUGCUGAAAGGGGAACUGAUCAGUCAGAUGCGCUGCUGCUCUCAGCAUGUGUGAGAGAGGUAUGGCCAAGAGGGAGGGGCCACACAUACCACACAAAACGGGGGAUAAAUAAGUGUGAGACCCCUGAAAGGAGGCGAUCAGUCACAAAACAAGAUCUCGUCGGGUCGGGUGCUGUCACUGAAGCUGGAUCUGUUCCACAAUGCUGGCUCUUAUUUCUUCGGUUCUUCUGGCAUCGAUUUUGAAGACAUGCACCAGUGCAGACUGGUGCUACCAAAUCCAGGUGACCUGUGAGUCACAUUGCAAAGGACCAGAUUUGUGGCAUGAGGCGCACAGGGAGUGCAUGAGCCACAGACAGUCUCCCAUUAACAUUGUGACCAAGAAAACAAGGCUGGACCCUCGUCUCACACCACUCGAAUUCAGCGGUUACCAGGAGGCCUUCAGUGGAAUUCUGAAAAACAAUGGGCAUUCUGUGACGGUAUCUGUGCCUCACAUGGCCACAGUGGGCGGAGGGGAUCUCAGAGCCACCUACAAAGCCGUGCAGUUCCAUUUCCACUGGGGAGAAAAUGGCGGCCCCGGUUCUGAACACACAAUUGAUGGAGAACAGUACCCCAUGGAGCUGCAUAUUGUGCAUAUGAGACAAGACUUCAGCACUUUACAAGACGCUCUGAAGGCCCCAAGUGGAGUAGCAGUGCUGGGAUUCUUCUAUGAGGAGUCAAGAAGUUCAAACCGAAAAUAUGACGGAUUCAUAGAAGCUCUGAAUAAGGUGGAACAUACAAAUGACAACACAACUAUUCGUAGCAUCUCCUUGAGCAACCUCAUACUCUCUGAGGGGAACAUGACCAAGUACUACCGUUACAAUGGCUCUCUAACCACCCCUCCAUGCACCGAGGCAGUGGUAUGGACCGUGUUUGAAAAUCCCAUCCCGCUCAGCAAAGACCAGCUGUCAGCAUUCUCCAACUUGAAGUUCCAUAAUAAUACGCCCAUGGUGAAAACAUUCAGACCAGUGCAGCCACACAAGGGUCGUUUCGUGCACCGGUCUGGAAGUGCGGUGCUUUUGGCCAGCUUCACUCUCCUCCUGGUGGGUGUUAUUUCAGCUCUGGGUCUUUCCCAGCCCAACUAGAGCAGGUCAAAGCACCAGCCAAGCCCCAGCCAGGACCACCACCGCGCAUGAACACAAUGAGUUCUCAUCAAAUCAAAAAGCCAACGAAACAAAAGCCAAAUGGAGGAAGUAGUCGACAGCCACUUCUCAGCUUCUUUUUCUGAGAUUUCAGUGAAUGCACUCUGUUGUUAGUGUUUUUUUUCUUUCGGGCUUCAGUCUUGGAGGUGAGACUUGAUUUUUGAGCAGGGAAAUGAACGACUCGUGACAUGGCAGUAUUGUGCAUGGCUUGACUAGAAAGAGCUAUCAAUAGAAACCCAGCUAAGUCCCACAGUGGAGCGCUGGAGAGGUUAUAAAUGCAUGGCCUUUAUCUAUCCGAGGCACAGCCAAGUCAAGGGACUCUCUCUUACACACGCAAACACUGGUCAGCAUGUGGCCAUUCCUCUAUCAACACAGUGCAGCUAUAUUUAUAGCAUAGAGGCAUUUUGGCCCACAAUUUAUAACAUAGGACACACAAGGCUAGUGAAUGAACACCUUCCUGGGCUGUUUUGAGUUUUAGUGUUACCUUCUGAGAGUCAAGGAUAGGGGCACUCCUGCCAAAAUGAACAAUAUAACUAUUAAUACAUUUGUUGUAAACAUGCCUACUCACCUCUUUCUGUCCCAAAAGCCCAUAUUGUAAGAUUAUUCCAGUUUAAGGACUAGGUAACCCCCCUUCUGAUGAGGAAUCUUGCAGGUGAAUCGAAGUGCUUUGGGCUUGAUUUUUGGGGUGGACUACUUGAAUUGUUUUGUCUUUUUAACAUGCUAACUUAAAAGUAAGCCAGAGAGCUAACAUUACUGCUAGGAAGCUAAAUAAGCUGUAUUUAUCAGCCUCUACGUCAGUAGCAUACAGUAUUUAUUCAAUUAUGAAGUAUUUGCAUAAUGCAUGCUGGGAAUUGUAGUGACCAGCCAGAAAAGUCACAAAAAGGAAAAGAUCUCAUACAUUUGUCAAAUCAGUGAGGCUGAGGAUUGCAGUGUUGCACUACAGAAUACAUAACAUGACAAAUAACUUAUUAAAUACUAGUUUCACCCCAGAAUGCCCCUUUAAUAGUGUAGAGGUCAGUGGUCAGGUAUGUGGUCAUGCACUGCUUCUCCUUCUUACUCUACUUUUCCAACCACAUACAUGUUUCACUCUUCGAGUGUAGCCUUCAAGACUAAAUACAUACAUAAAAUGACAGACAAUAGUUAUUAUAUAUUUAUGUAAUUUGUAUAGUAGGUUAAUGACAAUGCGAUCUGCAACGUGAACUAUAAUAAUGCUAACAUGAUAAAAUUAGAAAAUAUGGACCACAAUUUUUCAGACCAAACAGCACCCAGCAUGUUUGCUAUCCAAUCUCUCCCUGUUGGGCUUCCAUCUUAGCAUUGAGAUCUUCAUGAAUCUAGAUUAUAUUACUAAGCAGUGUCACCUGUUAGUCUGUUAGUGAAACCCUUUUUGUACAGUUCAGCACAUCUAAUUCAUUCUCUACCCCAGAUAAAGUGGCUGAGUCUUUUGUGUUGGGUAUAAUGAUAGGAACACAUGACCUGUGUUCAUGUUCUGCUUUCUUUGGGUCUCGGAUGCACUGAAUGUGAAUGUACUGUGAGUCUACGGCCCAUAUUCUACUCUCACAGUUGGUUGAGACUUGGCGGAGAAAGGGCAAAGAAGACCAAACCAUAUCAAGAUGCACAAUUUUGUUAUCUAUUUUUUUAAAACGUGUAAUUUUGUGCACGUUUAAUGUAUUUAAGUUUGCGUAUGUUAAUAUGCAAGACACUGUACUGAUUUGGCUUCUGUUCUAUGUACUGAUGUUUGAACUUUGCAGGUGAAAUUCAGUGUUAAAUUCCAUGAAAAUUGAAGAAAAUGGGAACUAUAACCAGUUUUUGAUUUACUUCAUGGAAGAUAGAAACCCACACACACACACACACACACACACACAUAUAUAUAUAUAUAUAUUGUUUUUUUAUCAACCGAAUGUGAUAGUAUUUCUGCAGGUAAUGUUCUAAUGUGAUCACAAGAAAUAUAGAGAAUGUGUUCCAGUCCAAUAAUAAACUACUGUAUUGCCUUUUUA
Pygocentrus nattereri (red-bellied piranha) is the source of this 3182-nucleotide messenger RNA. It is a transcript of the gene ca4a, whose product is annotated as carbonic anhydrase IV a. The record is from RefSeq and is a predicted model, not a curated record. The transcript is spliced from 8 exons. Gene Ontology annotation, cellular component: plasma membrane. Bases 211 to 1131 code for a protein of 306 amino acids. Gene Ontology annotation, molecular function: zinc ion binding; carbonate dehydratase activity. NCBI's taxonomy places the organism in Eukaryota, Metazoa, Chordata, Actinopteri, Characiformes, Serrasalmidae.